GUUAAUGGCGGCUGCCUGACUGCGGGGCGCGCCCGCCCUCACCCCACCUUCCUCCUCCUCCGCUGCCCCCCCGCCCCGCGCCGCAGAAAAGCCCGGGAGCGGCUCCCGCUGUCCGCACUCCGUCGCUGCGGCAGGGUAGAGGACCAUGGUGGAGGCGAGGGCUCUGCCCUGCGGCGGCUGGGCGGGGUAGCGCGGGCCGCCCUGUGCCGGCGACCGGCGGAGGCUGAGGAGUGCUCUGCCAUGACUACAGCAAGAUACAGACCUACCUGGGACUUGGUUCUUGACCCAUUAGUGUCCUGCAAGCUUUGCCUUGGGGAGUACCCUGUGGAGCAGAUGACAACCAUAGCACAAUGUCAAUGCAUCUUCUGCACCCUGUGCCUAAAGCAGUAUGUGGAACUCCUGAUCAAAGAAGGCCUAGAGACAGCCAUCAGCUGCCCCGAUGCUGCCUGCCCCAAGCGAGGCCAUCUGCAAGAGAAGGAGAUUGAGUGCAUGGUAGCCUCAGAAAUCAUGCAGAGGUAUAAGAAGCUCCAGUUUGAGAGAGAGGUGCUGUUGGAUCCCUGUCGGACUUGGUGUCCCUCCUCUACGUGCCAGGCAGUUUGCCAGCUCCAGGAACAGAGCCCCCAGGACCCCCAGCUGGUCCAGUGCAAGGCCUGUGACAUUGAGUUCUGCUCUGCUUGCAAGUCCAACUGGCACCCAGGCCAGGGCUGCCAGGAGAACAUCCCAGUCUCCCUUCUGCCAGGAGAAACGAGCUCUGUCCUGAAGGAGGAAGAUGAUGAUGCUGACGACGCUCCCAUCAAGCGCUGCCCCAAGUGCAAGGUCUACAUCGAGCGGGACGAGGGCUGUGCCCAGAUGAUGUGCAAGAACUGCAAGCAUGCCUUCUGCUGGUACUGCCUGGAGUCUCUUGAUGAUGACUUCCUCCUCAUCCAUUAUGACAAAGGACCUUGUAGGAACAAGCUGGGACACUCCAGGGCAUCUGUGAUCUGGCACAGGACACAGGUGGUAGGAAUCUUUGCAGGAUUUGGCCUUCUCCUCUUGGUGGCCUCCCCUUUCCUUCUCCUUGCCACACCCUUUGUGCUGUGCUGCAAGUGCAAGUGCAACAAAGGAGAUGAUGACCCUCUGCCUACCUAAGUGGAGAGAAGACUGGACUCAGCCCAUCACACACUUUGGUUUUUCUCCUUGCUGUUGGUGUUUCCCUCUUGCUGUAGCCUUACUUUGCCCCCUGCUGCUUUUCAUUGACACACAGUCUGGGUUCCAGGGACUGCUGGGUAGAUCAAUUGACAGUAGACAAGGAGGGUCAUGGAAGGCAAGUUUGGUGCUAAAGAGAGGCCGUGGGCCUGAGUAAGCCAUCAGAGGUGAAGAGGUGACACUGCUGAGAGCACUGCAAGAGGUUGCUGCUGCUCUGCUGGUGGAAGCAUGCUGAGAGCCAGCAGCAAAGCAAGCUGAGGAUGCCUCCAAAGCUACACUUGUGCAUAUCUCCUCACUGCCACAUUUGGUGUCUUAAUCUUCUCUGCCUUUCAGUUGCCUGCCACCUAAAUCAGGUCACCCUGGGGUGCCCUGGCCCCGUGCAUCACCCUUCAGUUCCCUUCAAGCCACCCCAGUGUCCUUCUCAGGCCCUGUUGUUCCCAGGUAGAACAGACUCCAUGAGGUGCAUAUAGGCCACCCUAUGCCUUUGGGAAGGCUUAGAGGGAUAGAGUUGGUUCUGCUGCCUUCCAGCUUGGGACAUCUGAGAAGAAAUGGAGCUGGUGGGAAGCUGUGAGCUUGAGUGGUGACCCCAAACCUGCCACCUCAGCAAGGGGCACUCCAAAACGCUUCUAGGGGAUCAAUUACCUCUGCUGGCUGGGCUGGGGCUUGGUUGGGCUUGGGGUUUUGGUCUGAAUUGUUCACUUCUGUUGCUGUUCUUUAGGGUUCUGCUACAUUUAGAGGGCUAUGUAACUUCUAAUCCAGGUAUCUUCAUCUCUUUUUCUAGAGUUAGCUAGAGCUAGGAUCCUAUUUAAACCAAAAGUGUAAAUAGCUGUGCUGUUGGACUAGGGAAAUGCUUUGGACCUUCAAGAUAGCUUCUUCUGUCCUUAGAACCAUGGAAUGGUUAGAAGCAACCUUUAGCAUCACCCAGGCCAACCAUUCUCUGACUCUGCCAAGGCUGGGGCUGAGCCAUGGCCCUCAGCACCACAGCUCUGCCUCUUGAAAACACCUUCAGGGAUGGGGAUUCAGCCUCCUCCCUGGGCAGCCUGUGCCAGGCUCUGAGAACCCUUCCAGUCAACAAGUUUCUUCUCAUCUCCAACCUAAACCUCCCCUGGGACAGCCUGAGGCCAUUUCCUCUGCUCCUAUCACUUGGUAGUAUUGAGAAGAGACCAACAUCCAGGGAUGGAGAUUAAACCACCUUCAGGGACAAAGAUUCACUCCCCUCCAGGGGUGAGGAUUCAACAACCUCCAGGGGUGAGGAUUCAACAA
Molecule: messenger RNA, 2448 nt
Organism: Dryobates pubescens (Downy woodpecker)
Lineage: Eukaryota; Metazoa; Chordata; Aves; Piciformes; Picidae
Gene: RNF144A
Product: ring finger protein 144A
Exons: 8
Coding region: 241-1128 (295 amino acids)
Biological process (GO): positive regulation of proteasomal ubiquitin-dependent protein catabolic process; protein polyubiquitination; ubiquitin-dependent protein catabolic process
Cellular component (GO): Golgi apparatus; ubiquitin ligase complex; cytoplasm
Molecular function (GO): ubiquitin conjugating enzyme binding; ubiquitin protein ligase activity; zinc ion binding
Source: RefSeq, a predicted model, not a curated record